Monopterus albus (swamp eel) is the source of this 2143-nucleotide messenger RNA. It is a transcript of the gene bzw1b, whose product is annotated as basic leucine zipper and W2 domains 1b. Gene Ontology annotation, cellular component: cytoplasm; membrane. The record is from RefSeq and is a predicted model, not a curated record. Gene Ontology annotation, molecular function: protein binding. Lineage: Eukaryota; Metazoa; Chordata; Actinopteri; Synbranchiformes; Synbranchidae.
CUCUUUCUCUCUGCAACAGUUGCUCCCUCUCGACCCUAAAAACCACUACGAACAAAAGUAGGAUCCCAGAAGUGAUUCUCCAAGUCUGGAGUGGAUCCUGAAGCUCUUCCCCUCCGUCUUUAGCUUAACUCGUGUCUGAUAUGUUGGAUAAGAAUCAACGUGGCUCUCAUCUGGAUCUCAGCACUUUGAAUGGAGCUCUGAAGGAAGGAUCCACCGGGCGCAGGGAGUGGCUGGAGCGGCGUCUCUGGGAUAGUCCAGCGUCCCCUCAACACCUCCAGUGAGAUGGGGGAGAGUGAGCUGUGCUGCCUUCAGAGAGUGUCUUUUAUGAGUAAUCAAAGGCAACAGAAGCCUACGCUAACAGGCCAGCGUUUCAAAACUCGAAAACGAGAUGAAAAAGAGAGGUUUGACCCUUCGCAGUUUCAGGAAAGCAUUGUACAAGGUCUGAACCAAACUGGCACUGAUUUGGAAGCUGUUGCAAAGUUCCUUGAUACCUCUGGUGCCAAGCUUGACUACCGACGCUAUGCUGAGACACUGUUCGACAUCCUGGUGGCUGGUGGGAUGCUGGCCCCAGGGGGUACCUUGUCAGACGACGUGAUCUGCACAGACUUCUGUCUCUUCAAAGCACAAGAGGACAUGGAGACCAUGCAGGCAUAUGCACAGGUCUUUAACAAGCUCAUCAGGCGUUACAAAUACUUGGAGAAAGGAUUUGAGGAGGAGAUAAAAAAGCUGCUGCUGUUUCUCAAGGGCUUCACAGAGUCUGAGCGCAACAAGCUGGCCAUGCUAACAGGAAUUCUGCUGGCCAAUUGCAAUCUCUCUGCAUCCAUUCUCAGCAGCCUCUUCAAUGAGAACCUGGUCAAAGAAGGUGUUUCGGCAUGCUUUGCUGUAAAACUCUUCAAAUCCUGGCUUUCCGAAAAGGACAUCAACUCUGUUGCUGCCAGUCUUCGAAAGGUUGGCAUGGACAACAGGCUCAUGGAGCUGUUCCCUGCUAACAAACGCAGUUGUGAGCACUUCUCAAAGUACUUCACAGAUGCUGGACUCAAGGAGCUUUCAGACUUUGCCAGAAACCAGCAGUCCAUAGGUGCUCGCAAGGAGCUGCAAAAAGAGCUUCAGGAGCAGAUGUCACGUGGGGACCCCCUCAAGGAUAUCAUCGUCUAUGUCCAAGAGGAAAUCAAGAAGAACAACAUCUCGGAGCAGACAAUGAUUGGACUAAUUUGGUCCAGUGUAAUGAGCUCUGUGGAGUGGAACAAGAAGGAGGAGCUAGUCACAGAACAGGCCAUCAAACAUUUAAAGCAAUACAGCCCGCUGUUGAAGGCGUUUUCAAAGGAGUAUUGUUAUGACAACAUCCACUUCAUGAAGGCGUUCCAGAAAAUUGUUGUACUUCUCUACAAAGCGGAUGUCUUGAGUGAGGAAGCAAUUCUGAAGUGGUACAAUGAAGCCCAUCUGACCAAAGGAAAGAGCGUUUUCCUCGAACAAAUGAAGAAGUUUGUUGAAUGGCUCAAGAACGCAGAGGAAGAGUCCGAGUCUGAGGAAGAGGAGGCCGACUGAGUACCACUAGGAUACAACUACAAUAUUGAUUUGUAUUUUUAAAUUAGCACAGCAACAGAUGCAGUAGAAGAUGGGUUUUUUUUUCACAGAAUUCUAUAUUUCUUUUUUCUUUUUCUAUUCUCUACCUCCUCACACAUAGUCCAACUUUAAUGUAAGGGCUUUAAUAUUGUUUUUAUUUUUGACAUGGCUUCUGACUGAUUCAAUACGUAUGCUCCUUUAUACCCCUUCAAGAGCCAGUCACAGUGCCACAUUUAGCUAAACAGAUUGAAACCAUGUAACAAAGGCAGGAUUUUUAUGGAAAGAUAGUUCCCUUUUAAAACGAGCCAGUUGGAAGGCAUAUUUCACAGCUGUUGUAUUUAGUCUUGGAACUUAUUUGCCAGAGGUCUGUCUGUGUAGCCAUGAUAUCUUGGUCUUCUGAAAGAUAAACAUUUUAUAUCUCUGCCAAUUGUGUGACAGUUUUGAAUUGAAUACCAGCUUGGAGAGCGUGCUAUUUCACAUAGCACUGGUAAUAGUGUCAGUGCACCAUCAAAUGAAUGUUAAUUGUUCCAUACAUCUUUUGUUACAGAAUCAUGCCUGCUUUUUUUUUCUUUGUUAUUUU